Molecule: messenger RNA, 1391 nt
Organism: Salvia miltiorrhiza (redroot sage)
Lineage: Eukaryota; Viridiplantae; Streptophyta; Magnoliopsida; Lamiales; Lamiaceae
Product: probable NAD(P)H dehydrogenase (quinone) FQR1-like 2
Exons: 2
Coding region: 340-1131 (263 amino acids)
Molecular function (GO): FMN binding; NAD(P)H dehydrogenase (quinone) activity
Source: RefSeq, a predicted model, not a curated record
AAAAUAUCGCGAAAUUUCAAAAAACUUUUGAAUUUUACGGCAAUUAACUCAUAUAUUUUUUGUAUUAUUAUUAUAAGGCUAGUAGAAUCCGUGUAAUUUUGUUGUUUUUCGGAAAUUUUACAAAUGAAUAAAGAAAAAAAAAAAAAAUCAUCACCCCUUUUCGAUUAAGAGGGAACGUCACCGUUUGAGCAGCUCCGCCUAAGUCUAACAACCCAGUGCCGAUACCCAAGAAGUGGUCGCUCCACAGUCGUCUCACUUGCCCCCAUUUCUACACUAGAACCCAAUCCUCCGCCGCCGCUGCUGCUCCCAUUUUCCUAAUUUCUUGAUCCGCAACCAUUGAUGGGAAAAGGCGGUGGCUGUGUCCCUAGCAAGAAAAAGUUCCCCAAACGCACCACCGCCGCCGCCGCCGAGGAUGACCACGAACUCCCCGAGUCUACCCCAGCUGCCACGGAGAGUACCGCCACCGCGCCGCCCGCAGACGAAGCAGUCGCCAUUAUCCCUCCCGAACACCCGCGUCGCAAUGUCAGACUCUUCAUAGUGUUCUACUCGAUGUACGGGCACGUGGAGGGCCUCGCCCGGCGGAUGAAGCAGGGCGCCGACAGCGUGCCCGGCGUCGAGGCCGUGCUCUACAGGGUGCCGGAGACGUUGACCGACGAAGUCCUCGCCAAAAUGCGGGCCCCGCCCAAGGACGACUCGAUUCCCGAGAUCGGGUCGCCCGCGGAUUUGGCUGGCGCCGACGGCUUCCUAUUCGGGUUCCCCACGAGGUACGGGUGUAUGGCUGCGCAGAUGAAGGCGUUCUUCGAUUCCACCGGCCAAUUGUGGAGGGAGCAGAAGCUCGCCGGGAAGCCCGCCGGCUUCUUUGUCAGCACCGGGACUCAAGGUGGCGGCCAAGAAACCACUGCUUGGACAGCGAUUACCCAAUUAGCUCAUCACGGGAUGCUAUUUGUUCCAAUUGGAUACACAUUUGGUGCGGGUAUGUUCAGAAUGGAUUCCAUUAGAGGUGGUUCUCCGUAUGGAGCUGGGGUUUUCGCAGGUGACGGCACGAGGGAGCCAAGUGAAACGGAGCUGGCCCUUGCAGAGCACCAGGGCAACUACAUGGCUGCCAUAGUCAAGCGGUUAGCUCAGCCCUGACAGCUUCAAAUUUGCAGGCCUCGAGUGUCAUGUUUCAUGAUAGGUAUUGCCAUUUCACUUCAUUAUGAACCAAGAAAAUCCCUGCCCAUUUAUCCAUUGUUUUUUUUGUCGUCUUCAAUUUAGAUUUGUCUGCUCAUUCAAUUAUUUUUAAUGAUUGGUUAUGAAUUGUAUAUGUGUUUACCUUUUUGGAUGGAUUACUGUGGAAUAAGCUGUGGCGUUUGGCUUGCUUCCUAGUGUAUAUAUACUGGAUAUUUCCUUCC